AUGGAGCGAAGAUCUGUUUUUGUAGUUGGAGUCGUCGUGCUAGCUUUUCUCUCGGUUUCGUUGCCUGCUACUGCUGAUAUUGUGGAAACUUCAUUCGAUGUGAAAAAUUUAACGGUGAACAGAUUAUGUCAAAAUCAAGUAAUCACAGCGGUCAAUGAUAGCCUUCCCGGACCGUCUUUAAUGGUUAAGGAGGGUGACACCGUUAUCAUACAUGUCUUUAACAGAUCUCCAUACAACCUUACCAUUCAUUGGCAUGGAGUGUUCCAAAGAUUAAGUCAAUGGGCAGAUGGUCCUGAAUUUGUGACUCAGUGCCCAAUCAGGCCAGGAGGUAACUAUACUUACAGGUUCAACCUGACGGGUCAAGUGGGUACACUUUGGUGGCACUCACACAGUUCAUGGCUUAGAGCAACCGUUUAUGGUGCUCUAGUCAUUCGUCCACGAGAUGGCCAGCAAUACCCUUUUCCCCAACCCUUCCGUGAGGAUACAAUUUUGCUAGGAGAAUGGUGGAAUACUAACCCUAUCGAUGUUGUGAAUGCUGCCCUAGCUAAUGGAACGACACCAGUUGAGUCCGACGCUUAUACCAUCAACGGUUGGCCCGGGGAUUUAUUUAACAACUGCCUUUCAGUUUCAAAUAAUACGUAUAGACUAGAUGUGGUACCAGGAAACACAUAUUUGUUGAGAAUAAUAAACGCUGCAAUGAAUGGUCAAUUCUUCUUCAAGAUAGCAAACCAUAACCUGACCGUGGUUGGGGUAGAUGCAGCCUACACCGACCCCUACGUAACAGACGUAAUCCUUGUUGGUCCCGGUCAAACCACCGAUGUCCUACUGACCGCAGACCAACCACCGGGAUUGUACUAUAUGGCUGCCCGUCCAUACGCAAGUGCAAUCGGUGUUACAAUCAACAGCAACACCACCACCGCAAUCCUUGCCUACCAGAACACCACUAGUACCACCACGCCUCUUCUUCCGGUCCUACCCGCCUUAAACGACACACCGACAGCCUUUACGUUUUCAAGCAACCUAACGGGGCUUGUCACUAGUCCCUUCUGGUCGCCGGUUCCAGCAACUGUGGAUGAGAACAUGUUUGUCACCAUGGGGCUGGGGCUAUCGGAUUGUGGCUCAAACCAAACUAAUUGUGGGGGGUUAUUCUUUCAAAGGAUGUCAGCAAGCAUGAACAACAUUUCAUUCGCUUUACCAACAAGAAUGUCUCUGUUGGAAGCCCAUUUUAGAAACAUUAGUGGUGUUUACACAACAGAUUUCCCGGAUCAGCCACCCGUGGUAUUUGAUUACACGGAUACAAAUAAUAGCUUUAAUAUGGGUCUCAUCAUGACGCCAAAGAGGACAAGUGUGAAGAGUGUCAGGUUUAAUGCCACCGUUGAGAUGGUAUUACAGAACACAGCCUUGAUAGGUGUCGAAAACCAUCCAAUGCAUUUGCAUGGGUUCAAUUUCUAUGUGUUGGCGCAAGGGUUUGGAAACUACAAUUCCACAACUGACUCCUCCAAGUUCAAUUUGGUCAACCCCCAAGAACGGAACACGCUCGGGGUUCCUGUUGGCGGUUGGGCUGUCAUCAGAUUCCGCGCUAAUAAUCCAGGUGUGUGGUUUUUUCAUUGUCAUUUGGAUGUACAUUUGCCAUGGGGUUUAGCCAUGGCUAUCCAGGUGGAAAAUGGUGGCACACCGGAAUCAACCUUGCCACCGCCGCCGGCAGAUUUUCCUCAGUGCUAGCCAGCCAUCCGGCCGGGAUAAUUAAAUUACUUAAAGGUCGUCAUUGUUCAUACAAAUUACGGGAUCGAAUUGCAUACAUGCAUGAUUAAUGAACAUUAUUAAUAAACUGUCGAUCGGAACGUAUAUC
Molecule: messenger RNA, 1849 nt
Organism: Erigeron canadensis
Lineage: Eukaryota; Viridiplantae; Streptophyta; Magnoliopsida; Asterales; Asteraceae
Product: laccase-7-like
Exons: 6
Coding region: 1-1722 (573 amino acids)
Biological process (GO): lignin catabolic process
Cellular component (GO): apoplast
Molecular function (GO): hydroquinone:oxygen oxidoreductase activity; copper ion binding
Source: RefSeq, a predicted model, not a curated record